AUGAAUGCACGCCGGGCCCUACUCUCCGCCGCCUUGUUCGCCAGUCUCCUCUGGGAUUUACCUUGCUGCCUCCCGGCUUCCCUCCCCGCCGCCUCGGAGCUCGCCGCCUCCUCCAAAGGUGGUCGCAGCCGCAGGGUGCCGCGGUCUCCACGAGAGAACCGCCCGCGGCAAGAGGGACACGCCAUGGGCCGGGCGCUCCCACGGGCAGAACCCCACGAGUACAUGCUGUCUCUGUUCAGGACUUACUCCAUCGCGGAAAAACUGGGCAUCAACGCCAGCUUUUUUCAGUCGUCCAAGUCCGCCAACACCAUCUCUAGUUUUGUAGACAGGGGACGAGACGAUCUCUCGCCCGCUCCCUUGAGGCGGCAGCAGUAUGUGUUUGAUGUGUCGACCCUCUCGGAGACGGAGGAGCUCGUGGGGGCCGAGCUGCGCCUGUUCCGCCGGCCCCCCCGCGGCCGCCCGCCGCCCGCCGCCCCGCUGCAUGUGCAGCUCUCCGCCUGCCUCUCGCCGCGGCCCCUGGACUCCCGCGCCCUGGACCCGCGGGCGGCCUCGGCCACCGGCUGGGAGGUGUUCGACGUGGGGCAAGGCCUGCGGGAGCAGCGGCCCUGGAAGCGGCUGUGCCUGGAACUGCGGGCCUCUGCGGACCGCGGGCCGCGGCGCUGGCUGGACCUGCGAGGCCUGGGCUUCGGGCGGCGGCCCCGGCCGCCGCAGGAGCGGGCGCUGCUGGUGGUCUUCACCCGCGCCCGGCGGCGGAGCCUCCUCGGGGAGCUGCGCGCCGAGCUGGGCGCUCCGCCGCCGCCCGCUGCCCGCCGCCCGCCGCCCCGGCGCCAGCGCCGCGCCGCCUUCGCCAGCCGGCACGGCAAGCGGCACGGCAAGAAGUCCCGUCUGCGCUGCAGCAAGAAGCCGCUGCACGUCAACUUCAAGGAGCUGGGCUGGGACGACUGGAUCAUCGCCCCACUGGAGUACGAGGCCCACCACUGCGAGGGGGUCUGCGACUUCCCGCUGCGCUCCCACCUGGAGCCCACAAACCACGCCAUCAUCCAGACCCUCAUGAACUCCAUGGACCCCGGCUCCACGCCGCCCAGCUGCUGUGUCCCCACCAAACUGACUCCCAUCAGCAUCCUCUACAUCGACGCCGGCAACAACGUGGUGUAUAAGCAGUACGAGGACAUGGUGGUGGAGUCCUGCGGCUGCAGGUAG
Molecule: messenger RNA, 1200 nt
Organism: Corapipo altera (White-ruffed manakin)
Lineage: Eukaryota; Metazoa; Chordata; Aves; Passeriformes; Pipridae
Gene: GDF6
Product: growth differentiation factor 6
Exons: 2
Coding region: 1-1200 (399 amino acids)
Biological process (GO): SMAD protein signal transduction; BMP signaling pathway
Cellular component (GO): extracellular region
Molecular function (GO): cytokine activity; growth factor activity
Source: RefSeq, a predicted model, not a curated record